Anneissia japonica is the source of this 2563-nucleotide messenger RNA. Its product is annotated as THAP domain-containing protein 4-like. The record is from RefSeq and is a predicted model, not a curated record. Lineage: Eukaryota; Metazoa; Echinodermata; Crinoidea; Comatulida; Comatulidae. Bases 105 to 638 code for a protein of 177 amino acids. The transcript is spliced from 5 exons.
UUUGCUGCCAGUGCCAACAAGAAAAACGACACGAGACACGUGCCUGUCUGGUCUUCGUCUCUCUGAAGCUAGGCGUAGACUUUUAACGAAUUUUCUGUUUUUGUAUGCCUAUUUUACAAGGAGAAAGGAUGUCUGAUUCUUUUACUAGUGUUCCUAUUCAUGAAGCGGUGAAAUGUAUCGAAUGGUUACUUGGUAAAUGGAAGUCGGAAUCCAGUAAAGGCCAGUUUCCUACAAUCGAAUCAUUCACUUACGAAGAAGAAGCUACUUUCAGUCAUGUCGGCCAACCGAUGUUAAAUUUUAGUUUUAAUUCCUGGCACCAUGAGUCUGGUAAACCGUUACAUCGAGAAACCGGGUUUCUGCGAGUUAAUCCUGGCACGAAUGAAGUAGCGUACAUCUCUGCACAAAACUUUGGCGUGGUUGAACUGGAAGAAGGUAUUGUUGAAGGUACAGGAAUAAAUCUGGAAUCGACCACAAUCGGUAGGAUGUCUUUUGCAAAAGAUCCAAUUGUAACCAAGGUCAAACGGACUUUCAAACUCACUGCACCGAACACCUUAGAGCAGACCGUAUUUAUGGCAACUAGUAAAAUACCAGAGGUGAAAGAACAUCUGUGGGUGCGCUACAAAAAAAUUGAUUCAUGAAAAUGAUUAACCAGCGCGAGUCUUAUGUAUGCUUGCAUUGUGCGCUUUUGUUCUCACAAGAAAAAUAUUUGUUGUACUAGACUAUAGCGGAAUACAACCAAGAAUGAAUGAAUUAUUACAAGAAAAUAACCAACAUUACUUGGUUUUGUAAAGAAACUUGAUAGCGAGCCCAAUCGUGAGCCUCAUUGUGAAGCAUACACGUUUCAAGAAUGCAAUUCUCGUCUUCAGUGUGGACCUGAGCAUGUGUACGGUAUGUAAAUGGCAGGAGUAGUGAUUAGCAAUGCAAAACCUUUAAUUCAAACACCAUGUGUCACUGCAUGAUUGUUAUGGUAACUAAGACCACAACAAUCGGACAGCGAGCGUUGUGUAUAGGUUGAAAGUCUGCUUGUUUAGCGAUGGAUUGUUCCAAGUAGUAUGCAAAGCUUCCUUAAACUAUUGAGUUUAUUUCAUUAUCAUCAUCACCACCAUCAUAUCAGAUAUUAACUAAGCAUAUUGUCCUUAAGAUAUGAACCUAGGACUUUUAAAAAUUCCAUUCAGUUGCACUGCCAGUGUGACUUGCAGUUCAAUUGAUUCUUUAACUUUGCAUUACUUCAAACAUUUAAUUUAACAUAAAACUUUUUCUUCUUGCUUCUUCAUUGAUUUUUGUAUAUAAUUUCUUAAUUUUAUUUAUUUUAAACAUGUUGUAAACUGGUGGACCUUGAUGAAGAGCAAAGUCAAAUUGAUUAAGUAUCCAGAAUACAGAGAGAGUUCUAUCUAUCUGUCAGCAGUGAACAUGAGAUCGUGAAUAUUCAUUUGGAAGCUUGAAGCUUCCAUUGCUGCACCACCAUUGUUUUUAUAUUAAAGCUGUGGCUUCCGAUGUCAUCCCAAAAAAUGUCGUCAUCAAUUAACUCUGAAAGGUAACGUUUAUUGCACAUGGUUUACACCAUGACCAGGGGUCCCAAGUUGGAAGUUACAGUACUUCCUGGAGAUCUUAUUCAUUGAGCUUUCUUAACACAUACAGACCUAUACUGGGACACAACUAAUUCCAUUUUGCUGCACAUAGUGGUACACAUCAGAACUGACAUCCGUGAGACAAUUGAUAAUGAAACAGUGAAAACAUGCAAGAUGCAAGUAGAGUAUUAUGAAUUUUUGGGAGUUGAAAGUAAUUGUGCCUUUGGUAUUGCAUGUACAGUAGUUUUAAUAUAAACUGAACAGAUUUUGUAGUAUCGCUAUUAUUGGUAUACAUGCCGUUCCUCUUUAAGGAAUGCGAGAUUGUUCUCAGAUUAGUGUCACAUGUUUCACCAAGAAUCAAGAUAUCAUCAGCUAGGUUUCUUGCACUUUUAAUGCAAGUGUUGUUGCAGUAUAUGCUGGAACACUUUUGAGGCUGCGGUAAUGCCAUAACGUAAAACGUUUGUAUCUAUGAAGUCCUACAUACAUGCAUACUAAACGUCACGUGAGGGUGUAGCGACUGUCUUCGUGUAGCUCGAGCUAGUGAUUUGCUUCGUUGAGAUUCCAGUGGCGGAUCCAGGAAUUUUGUAUAGAGGUGCCAUAAUAAAUUUACUAUUAUGGCACCUCUAGAUGGCCGGAAAUGGCACUCUCGGACUUGAAUUUGAAAACAAUUUUCUUUUUUUCUCCAAUUUUUAACAACUUUAAAAAAUUUAGGAGUGGGGGGACCGGGCCGGCUGGGCACACCCUUGAGUCCGCCACUGGAUCAAAUUUUGCGCUGCUGAGGUUGUAACUAUUGCCACUUGCUGUAGGAAUUAAAUGUUGAGUCACUUUGCAUGUCAACGUUCAAUCUAGCGUUGCCCAUUUCUUUUGGAGCUUGAUCGUUAAUAAUCAGCAUGACCGUAUUACGUGCAGUUGCUGAAUAUAUGCUAAUUGUGUAAUGAGUGGUCUACACUCCUUGUUAAAAUAUUGAACUUGAAUAAAUUCAGACAAAGGAUAAA